AUGUCCGGCGCGGGUAGCUCAUCGGGGGCCGGUGUUGGUUGGCUCCCUUUGAUCCAAUGCCCUGAUUGCAAGAUUCGCCAGAUUAGGCGGUUUGAGUCCACCACUGAAAAGCAUCCUGGGUGGAUCUUGUACAGGUGUAUGAAUCAUAAGGCAGGGAAGCAACCUUGCAACUUUUGGCACUGGGAAGCUAGUUAUAUUGAUUAUUUGAAGAAACAUGGACAUCUGAGAGGUGAAUCUGUGGAUAGUAAAGUAGUAGAGAUGAAGAAAAAGAAGAACACGACAGAAGUAGAUCCUGAAGAUAUGAUGAAGAUGUUGCUGCUGCUAAAAUCACUUCCAGGAGAUGUUGCAGACUUGGUUGCUGUAAUGAAGAUAGUAGUUGUACUGCUAUUUGCAAUGCUCUUUGUGUUAGUAUUAGUUCUAGUUAGGAUGUGA
This is a messenger RNA of Triticum turgidum subsp. durum (durum wheat), 432 nucleotides long. The record is from the annotation of a GenBank genome assembly. NCBI's taxonomy places the organism in Eukaryota, Viridiplantae, Streptophyta, Magnoliopsida, Poales, Poaceae.